AUGCCUACAGUGAUCUCUGAAUCACUCUCAAAGAAGACAGCCGAAUCCUCGGUGUCAUCAGUACUUCAUGCGACAGAUUUCUCAGACACCGACAUCCCACCUCUUGGUAAACCUCAGAAUGAGCGCCGGUUCUGGUUUCAGCGUAGGGCGGGUUAUAACCCAGAUGCGAUUGCUACACUGCCAUCUGUCUUCGACGACCCAGAGACUGCAAAAGAGUACCAGCCUCGAGCUGAUUGGGAAAACCUUCAUCGUUUUGAUCCUAAUGCACGAUGGACAUCCGGCGAAGAAUAUAGCUUGAUUCGGAAGAUCGACUUGAGGAUUAUGGUUUUUGCCUGUUUGAUGUUCAUGGCUCUGGAAUUAGACCGUUCCAAUUUACAGCAGGCCCUGACAGACAAUUUUCUCAAGGAUCUGCACAUGAACACAAAUGACUACAACCUUGGAAACACUGUCUUCAAACUUGCAUUCCUCUGUGCAGAGCUGCCGUCUCAACUGGUCAGCAAGUGGGUUGGUCCCGACAGAUGGAUCCCCACUCAAAUGGUCCUUUGGUCGGCAGUGGCCAUGGGUCAGUAUGGCCUUCGUGGUAAAACUGGAUUCCUUGUCUGUCGAGCUCUUCUCGGUGUUUUGCAAGGUGGGUUCAUUCCAGAUGUCAUCCUCUAUCUCUCGUAUUUCUACAAGCACCAUGAGUUAUCCCUGAGAUUGGGGUUCUUUUGGACUGCUAUGAACAUUGCCGAUAUUAUUGCGGGAUUUCUAGCCUUUGGGCUUUUACACCUCCGUGGCGUACAGGGUCAAUCCGGCUGGAGAUGGUUGUUUCUAAUCGAGGGUCUUAUCACUCUCCUAUUUGGGCUUUCAGCUUACAUAUUAAUGCCUCCGGGACCCUGCCAAACUGCAAAUUGGUCACGCGGGAAAGACGGCUGGUUCACCCCUCGAGAGGAAACAAUCAUAGUUAACCGCGUGAUCCGCGACGAUCCCAGUAAGGGUACCAUGCAUAAUCGGCAACCUAUCACACCAAAAUUGCUUUGGAAGAGUCUCUGUGAUUUUGAUCUCUGGCCUCUAUACAUUAUUGGCCUCACUUUCGAGACACCGAUGACAACACCUAAGCAAUACCUGACUCUAACAUUGCGCAACAUGGGUUUCAAUACCUUUGUUUCGAAUCUUCUUGCCAUCCCGAACACGGUUAUUUCUAUAAUCCUCAUGCUAUUCAUCACGUAUCUCGCGGAGGUCACUGGACAAUUGACCUGGGUAUCCCUUCUCGGUCAGAUAUGGACAUUGCCUUUCGUGGUGUAUCUGUAUGUUGUGGAUACAACCACCGCGAACAAAUGGGUCGUCUGGGCAAUUGUCACAUUGCUCUUAGGUUUCCCGAACGCACAUCCCAUCCAGGUCGGUUGGAACUCUCGUAAUUCAAACACUGUCCGAUCUCGGACGGUCUCGGCCGCCAUGUACAACAUGUGUGUCCAAGCAUCUGGGAUUAUUGCAUCCAACAUCUAUCGUGCCGAUGAUGCUCCCCGCUACCGACGAGGCAAUCGAGUACUUGUGGCUCUGGUGGUCACAAAUAUUGCUAUCUAUGUGAUGACAAAGGCAUACUAUGUCUGGCGAAACAAAAGCCGUGAUAAGAAGUGGAAUGCCAUGUCACAUCAGGAGAAAGUACAUUACUUAGAAACCACCAAGGAUGAGGGAAGUGGUAGAUUAGACUUCCGGUUUGCCCACUGA
This is a messenger RNA of Penicillium daleae, 1707 nucleotides long. Its product is annotated as putative MFS transporter. The record is from RefSeq and is a predicted model, not a curated record. Gene Ontology annotation, molecular function: transmembrane transporter activity. Gene Ontology annotation, biological process: transmembrane transport. The transcript is spliced from 7 exons. Bases 1 to 1707 code for a protein of 568 amino acids. NCBI's taxonomy places the organism in Eukaryota, Fungi, Ascomycota, Eurotiomycetes, Eurotiales, Aspergillaceae. Gene Ontology annotation, cellular component: membrane.